Molecule: messenger RNA, 1716 nt
Organism: Penicillium cosmopolitanum
Lineage: Eukaryota; Fungi; Ascomycota; Eurotiomycetes; Eurotiales; Aspergillaceae
Exons: 3
Coding region: 1-1716 (571 amino acids)
Biological process (GO): DNA-templated transcription; regulation of DNA-templated transcription
Molecular function (GO): zinc ion binding; DNA binding; DNA-binding transcription factor activity, RNA polymerase II-specific
Source: RefSeq, a predicted model, not a curated record
AUGGAUCCAAAAACGCCAAGACUUAAUGGCAGAGCAACACGUUCGUCUCUUGCGUGUCUAGAUUGUCGCUCGCGGCACUUGAAAUGCGACGGGAAGCGACCGUGCUGCAGUCGCUGUACUGAAGUGGGCAAGCAGUGCCAGUAUGCUCCAUCGCGCCGUGGUGGGCUAGAUCGUGCCGCCCUCGCAGAGCGGCGCAAACGAAUAGCCGCUGCAGCCAAUACUACGGAGAUCGAAGAAUUUAGUCCGCAGUACCCGAUAGAUCUUCAGCUAGCCCAAGGAGUAGGAUUGUCUCAAUUCCCUGAGGCGGGCACGUCCAAUGGCCAUCGUCUGCUCGACGGGUUCAGGACUGGGGAUGCAACAUCCGGCACAUCGUCGCCACUGGCCACUCAGGUUUCGCCUUGCAGUCUUUCGAAUGAUGUCCUGAUCAAUUCCUAUUUCAGGAAUUUCCAUACAUUCCACCCAUUCCUGCCUCCACAAAACCACCUGAUGAGACUAUAUCAGGACCAGAGCAAGCAAGAUACUCUUAUGCCGCUGAUAGCUAUUAUUCGCCUGGUUGGGUAUAUCUAUAGUGCGCGACGAUGGUCAGACUUGCUGAAGGACUAUGCCGAGUCCUGCUUCUCUCAAGUAUCAUCAACGGACCCAAUCAUGGUCCAGUGUCGCCUUCUAUAUUCAGUUGCUCUAUUUUGGUAUGACUACAAAGCCGAAGCCAGGAGGCAAAUGGACCAGGCGACUCGCUUAGCCAUUGACUUGCAGAUGAAUUGCCAAGAAUUCUCCACGACCCAAGGAGCCGAAGACCUCAUCUUACAAGAGUGCUGGAGGAGAACAUGGUGGACCCUGUACAUUCUGGAUGCUUACUAUGCGGGAACUCAAGGAACCACGAAUUUUCAGGUGGUAGAUAUAGAAUCUACCGUGGGCUUGCCUUGCGAAGAGAAAGAAUACGAGUCAGGCGAUAUUCCAGAGCCAAAAACCAUACAAGAUUGGGAAAAUCGGGAAUUCGCUCCGGAUAAUUUUGAGUUUUCAUCCUUUGCAUAUCUCAUUGGCGCUGUAAGAUGUACAGCAUUCGCAGUAUCCAUGGCCCCAAAGAUUGCGAUGAAGGAAGACUCGAUGCUUGUAAUUCAAACUGCUGACUCGAUCUUGAACGGGUGGCUGCUUUUAUUGCCGGAAAGCCGCAAGCAAGUCAUGAGCAAAACAGGGGAGGUCAAUGAGCUCCUAUUCCAAGCCAAUUUGCUUAUUCAUGUAACCGCAAUCUGCUUGCACCGACCAUUCUCGAACCUCAGAUUUAACCCCGUGGAGGACGUCUCAAGCUGUGCUCGAGAGCCACCACCAGAUAAUCCUAGAACAGAUCUCAUCAACGUUCACGCUGUGUGCGUUUUACGCUCAGUCGAGGCCCAGAUACGUCUCCUAGCGUUGCCGGCCCGGCAGUUCCACCACACGCCCUUCGUCACUUGCAUGACUAGCGAAGGCACGCUUGCGUUGUUGUCGGCUUGCAACUUCCUGUUGGAAGGGAAGGAUAUGAUGAUCGCCAGAAAUCAGAUCCGAAUGACAAUUGGAUGCCUCAAAGAACUAGGCGAAGUAUGGCCGAGAGCGGCGAGAAAUGUGAGAGAGAUUCAGACAAUCGCCCAUCAUGUUUUGGGAUUGCUAUCCAAAGUACCAAGCGUCAGUGAAAAAUCCAGCAAAGUACCCCUCUUUCCAGAGGCGAAGGUCAGAGACGUAUGA